ACAAAUGAUCACAGUUCUCAUCAAACAUUUAAGUAUCAAUCAAGAGAAGAAGAGUGAGAAGAAGAGAUAGAUCAUGGCAACUACUCCAAAAUGGAUCAUGGUGGGAGGAGAAGGUCCUGAGAGUUACAACCAGAACUCCUCGUAUCAGAGAGCACUGUUAGAAGCGGCAAAAGAAAAGAUGAGCGAGGCUAUCAAGGCCAAACUCAGCCUUGAUUUGAUCUAUGAUCGCUUCAGUGUGGCAGAUUUUGGUUGUGCGAGUGGACCUAACACUUUUGUUGCAGUCCAAAACAUCAUUGAUGCAGUUGAAGACAAGUACCGCAAGGAAACCGGACAAAACCCGGCCGAGAACAUCGAGUUCCAAGUCCUCUUCAACGACUUUACCACUAACGAUUUCAACACUCUCUUCCAGUCACUUCCUGCGGGCAGAAGAUACUAUAGUGCUGGUGUUCCUGGUUCCUUCUUCGAACGUGUUCUUCCUAAAGAGAGUUUCCACAUAGGAGUUAUCAAUUACGCAUUCCAUUUCACCUCCAAAAUCCCCAAAGGGAUCACGGACCGCGACUCUCCAUCCUGGAACAGAGACAUGCAUUGCACUGGGUUCAACAAAGCGGUCAAGAAAGCAUAUCUUGAUCAGUACUCAGCCGACGCCAAGAUUCUAUUAGAUGCUAGAGCCGACGAGCUCGUCCCCGGGGGAUUGAUGUUGCUUUUUGGAUCGUGUCUGAGAGACGGAGUUAAGAUGUCCGAGACCUCCAAAGGAAUAGUGUUGGAUGCUGUCGGAGCUUCUCUUAACGACCUUGCUCAACAGGGUGUUAUCGAACAAGACAAGGUGGACUCUUUUAGCACGCCACUCUACUUUGCAGAAGAAAGUGAGUUGAAGCAAAUCAUAGAGGAAAACGGGAGAUUCACAAUAGAGGCGUUCGAAGAUAUCAUUCACGCAAAGGGGGAGUUUACGCUUGACCCCAAGGUUUUGGCAGUCUCUUGCAGGGCCUCCUUUGGAACUUUCCUAUCUCAACAUUUUGGAGAGCAAGUCUUUACCAAAGUCUUUGACCUCAUUGAGGCCAAGCUACGCCAAGAGCUUCCUCGCCUCCUGAAUGCCAAACCCGGAAUGCAGUACCUAAUCGUGCUUCGAAAGAAAAACUAGUGAUCCAAAACUAUUAAAAGCAGCGGAUCUUUCGUUGAUUCUUCCCUCGCUUCCGUUAAAUUUUGUGACGCUCAUCUCGAUCGCAGCGUUUAAGUUACGAACAGGGCUAUUGUGUUUCCGUUAUUGUUUCUCUUGUUCUACUUCGCUGCUAUGCUACGUGUUUGUAUUCUCAGUCCUACAAAUUAAUAAAUGUCUCUCUACGGAUCGUCAACCAUAUAAAAACAUUUGUUGCUCAAUGACAAUAUCGUUCCUGAUAUGCUAGCGUGUUUAUUCAUUAUUUAACUGCACUGUAUUCUUUUAAAUACAAGGUUCAGGUCCGAUUCCCGGAAUCCCGUAAUUCUACAGAUUCGAAAUCAUAGUAUGUAAUAUUAGUCACUCAAAUUAGGGACACAAUUGCCAGAAAAGAAAGGUUAACAUUGUUCCCUGCGCAAGAAUAACCACUCACAAACGAGUAUUUGCCGAUUGUAAUGUAAACUCAAGCUAUCCUUUGGAAGAUUUGAUUGUAGCUAUCCGUUGAAAGAUUAUAGAUUUUAGGAAAAUAUAUUUAAGUUGAACAAAAAAAAGGAAAAUAUAUUUAAAUUUUGACAAUGUCUUCAUCCUUUCUUUUUCCGUUUUUAGAUGCUUUGGAGGUUCAUCUUUCCUCACGAGUAUAUGACUUCAUAAAAUGUGGAAGGUGGCAAAAUUGGUGCGCAACAAUGACUAGACCUGGGACUUCGGAUAUUUGGGUCGGGUACGGGUAAAACCCGAUCGGAUCCGGGUCUUUCGGAUAAAUAAAUUAUAUACCUAAUGGGUACUUAUAAGAUUUCGGUUCGGGUUUCGGGUCGAGUAGCACCGGUUUCGGGUCGGUUCCGAGUAUCUCGUCUGAAACCCGAAAUGUAAAUAUAUUUAUAUACUUUGACUAAAAUAUAGAGUUGGUUAAAGUGUCCCAGCGGCCGUGAAAGUUUGAAAUGUUGUUGCCCACCAGAGUUAAAUCACCUUAGAUGUUUUUUUUAGUUUAUUUAUUUAUUUUUCUUUAAUGAAUGGCAAUUUUAUAAUUUCCUCAUCUUCUUCCUCGUGUCUCCCUUUUCUAAACCCUCCUCUUUUCGUGUUUCAGACUUAGAAACAUCAAUUUGAUACAUGUUUUUUUUUUGCCAUUUACACAUAAAACUUCAAGAUUUGACAUAUAAUCACCGGUUAUAAACUUGGAAAGCGAAAAAGUUAUCUAUGAUUCAUGUUCUUGCACAGAGAAUUCGGAUUAAUCGGGCCAGAGCCAUUCUGGGUAUUAACCGAACCCUACCCGAUACCCAUGGAUAUUCAUAUCUUUACCCAUCGGUUAGAUCCCUUAGAUCCGACGCCGAACCGAACCGGUCCAUUUCGGGCCGGAUCAGGUUCGGAUAUUUGGUUCCGGGUUAAAGUCGCAGGCCUAAGAGCAUGUACAACGGUAAAAAAUGUGCAAUCCUUAGUCAAAAUCCUUAAUGCUUUUUUAAAGAAAUAUUAAAAGAGGAGGGCAAAGUUAAGGAUGAUCCUUAAUUAAGGAUUAAAACACCGUAGUCCUUAUCGUGUUGGCUUCGUAUGAUUGGUCCGUGCUUGUGUUGUCUCUCGUUAGGGGAGAGAAAAAACACGCGAGCCGACCUCAUUGUAUCUCGAACCCGAAAAAAAAAAGCAGAGAAGACGGAGAGGCGAUAGAGAGGCGACAGAGAGGCGAUUUGCGAUCCCGACUUCUGAAGGUAAAAUUCGAUCUUAAUCUUCUUUUUUUUUUUCCUUUUCGAGUUUAUGCAUGUUGAUUUCAUCUCGUUUUAGGGUUCGAUUGUGGUGUUUUAGAAAAUCUAGGUUUGAAAUCGGAUUGGGGGUUUUUUUCGAUUUAGGGUUUUGGUCUUGGUUUGAUUUUUUUUUUGCAUUUUCGCAUCGGUUCUUUUUUGUUAUCGUCUGGAUUAGAGGUUCUGGAUUGGGUUCACAAUCGAUUUAGGGUUUUGGUUCUUGAUUUCAAAUUUUUUUUUUAUAAGAAUCGUCUCGGUUUGUUUUUUUUUUCAUUUUCGCUUCGGUUGUUUGUAGUUAUCGACUCGAUUAGAGGUUUAAUCGAUUGAGUUCACAAUCGAUUAAGGUUUUGGUUCUUGAUUUCAAAUUUUUUUUUAUAAGAAUCGUCUCGGUUUGUUUUUUUUUUCAUAUUCGCUUCGGUUGUUUGUAGUUAUCGACUCGAUUAGAGGUUUAAUCGAUUGAGUUCACAAUCGAUUAAGGUUUUGAUUCUUGAUUUCAAAUUUUUUUUUUAUAAGAAUCGUCUCGGUUUGUUUUUUUUCAUUUUCGCUUCGGUUGUUUGUAGUUAUCGACUCGAUUAGAGGUUUAAUCGAUUGAGUUCACAAUCGAUUAAGGUUUUGGUUAUUGAUUUGAUUUUUUUUUUUCAGAUUCUGAAAUGGAUGAAGAACAACGAGAUAUGAAAGCACACAAAGCAUACUACCAGAGGGUUGAUUUCGUAUCAAAUUCGCUGCAGGGGAUUCCCCAACUGUGCCCCUGUGGAUCAAUCACAAAGCAAAUUGUAGAUAAAGAGGAUACAUAUGACUACCUCUCUGGGAAAAGAUAUUUCAUCUGUAAAGACUUCGAGGUAUGAAGUUUCUUUCUAUCUCUUUCAUUUAUUACGGGUUAUAUGUUUGCUAUUUGACAAUUUUUUUUUCCUUUUGGCAGAAUGACGGUCUGCAUUACAGGCAACCAUGGGUUAUUGGUGUGCAAGAAGAGGUUGAGAGGCUCAAACUGAAAGUUCUCCGGCAUGAGAACCUUCUUAGAGAGUGUGAGGCACUUAAGGUGAGUUUGUGUAAAUGGCCCCAACUAGAGUUUCAUAAAAAUUGUGUUUCUACUAUCUUUCUAACCAAUGUGUUUUGGUUUGUCUUAUAUCUCUUCAGGAACAGGUUAAAAUGUUGGUCAAGCGGGUUUCUGAACUUGAGGUUAAUUUUUAAACUCAACCGCAAUAGUUUCCUGGUUAGAGAACAUAGCUGUUAGAAUUGAAACGGAUAGGACUGUCGGUAACUGUGUAGUUAGGAAAAAAAUACUUCAUUAAAUAGACCUUAACUGCAUUUUUGAUAGUAAAACUUUAUUAAAUUGCUUGUAGCUGUUCUGAUAAGACAGUUUUCUACUAGGAUUCAAUGUAGAAUCCCUUAUUUAAUUCUAGUAGAACACUAGUAGAGAAUCACACUUCAUCUUAAAUGGCAAGCUCUAGUUUUGUUAAUCUCUUAGCGAGCCAAGGGUCAGUCGACCUUGACUCUGCAGAGACUCCUUUGUUUAGUACCCAAACUCCUACCCAAACACCGCAAGAACCAAGUGUUAAAGAGAGGAGAAAGUGGUCUGUGAAGGAGGAUUUAAUCCUGGUGGGUGCUUGGCUCAACACUAGCAAAGAUGCAAUUGUUGGUAACGAACAAAAAGGUGCAGCCUUCUGGAAGAGGGAUUGUCGAGUUCUACAACUCCAGUCCUCUUCUCGUUGGGACAGUGCCAAGAGAACUAGGGCAAUGCAAGCAAAGAUGGGCUAGGAUCAAUGAUUUGGUCUGCAAGUUUGCUGGCUGCUACGACACGGCAUUGAGGGAGCAGAGAAGCGGUCAAAAUGAUAACGAUGUGAUGAAGGCUGCCUUGGAUAUCUUCAACAGUGACCAGAACAUGAAGUUCAACUUGGAACACGCGUGGAGGGAGCUUAGGCAUGAUGUCAAAUGGUGCUCCACCUAUCUGGAGAAGGACAAGGAUAAGCGCAAAACCGCGGAUACUCCGGUUGCAGAACCAGAAGAUAGACCAAUUGGGGUUAAGGCUGCGAAGGCUGCGGGUAAGAGGAAGAAAACAGGAAAAGAUGAAGAAUUAACCAAGCUUGAAGGGCUGAUGGAGAUUAAAAAGCAAAUCUCAAGGCAAAGUUUGCUUGAAAGUUUGCUUGCAAAGCCUGAGCCACUGCCUGAUAUGGAAUUAGCACUGAAAACAAACUGUUAUCUGAAAUGUUGUCUUGAUGGUUUGUUAGCUUUAGAUUAACUUGUUUGCUUUAUUACUUUGCUUUGUUUCCUUUACUGACUCGUGUGGUUGUUGCUUUGUUUCAGGAUCAGUAAAGACAUGUGCGAGAUGAAGACAAAAGAUGGUGUCCCUUCCUUGUUCAGUCACGGGUCAUUUCAUUUGCUUUUUCUGUAUGCUUGCUUAUGGUUGUAUGUGUCACGGGAUGUAUGUGUCACGGAGAGUCACGGGUUGCUUUGUGCUUGUUGUUGCUUUGUAUUUUGAACUUCUAUUUAUAAGUCAGUGUCUAUUGCUUUGUAAUUUGAACUUCCCUUGUAUCAUCUCAUCAAUGAAAUCUCUUUCUUCUUAUUCCAAGCUUUGAAGCAAACUUUGCUUGUAUCAUGUCACGCCAAGAAAACCAACAAGUGAUGAAACUUAAACCAUUCUUUCCUCCUCUUCUACUUCUCUAAAAUUCACGGCAAUAAAACCAACAAGUCAAGACACAACUACUUCUCAAAUCACAACUUAUCAAGUAAAUAUGGGAGAUGAAGUCGAUCGAAGAUUGAAUGCGGCAUUGGAUAAGGCUGUCGAUGAAUAUAUUGAAGACACAUACAACAACAUCGUCAACAACCAAACAAAGAAACAAAGCAAACGUGCAUAUGUCGAACGAAACCGCGAAGAGGGCCACUCAAGACUAUGGAAUGACUACUUUAGUGAAAAUCCUACAUUUCCGCCUCAUUUAUUCAGACGACGUUUCCGCAUGAACAAGGCGGUAUUCAUGCGUAUUGUCGAUCGCCUCUCAGAAAAUUUUCCCUUCUUUCAACAAAGAAAAGAUGCAACUGGGAGGUUAGGUCUAUCUCCACUCCAAAAGUGUACGACGGCUCUUCGUAUGCUUGCUUAUGGCUGUGCUGCUGACGCCGUUGACGAGUAUCUCCGACUUGGAGAAAGCACAGCACUUUCAUGUUUAAGCAAUUUCACAGAAGGCAUAAUACAGUUAUUUGGAGAUGAGUAUCUACGAACGCCCACUCCAGAGGAUCUUCAACGACUACUCGAUAUUGGAGAGAUACACAGCUUUCCUGGGAUGAUAGGAAGCAUCGACUGUAUGCAUUGGGAGUGGAAAAAUUGCCCAACCGCCUGGAAAGGACAGUACACACGUGGAUCAGGAAAGCCAACAAUUGUCUUGGAGGCUGUAGCUUCACAAGAUCUUUGGAUAUGGCACGCUUUUUUUGGUCCUCCAGUUACCUUAACCGAUAUUAACGUCCUCGAUCGGUCUCCUGUUUUUGAUGACAUUUUACAAGGUCGAGCUCCAAGGGUAAAAUAUGUGGUCAACGGGCACCAGUAUGAUUUGGCGUACUACUUCACAGACGGCAUAUAUCCAAAAUGGUCAACAUUCAUCCAAUCUAUCUCAAACCCUCAAGGUCCUGAAGCAGAGUUAUUUGCUAAUGUUCAAGAAGCAACCCGAAAAGAUGUGGAGCGUGCUUUUGGAGUUUUACAAGCUUGAUUUGCAAUAGUGAAAAACCCGACUAUUUUGUGGGACAAGAGACAUAUAGGGAUGGUUAUGCGAACAUAUAUCAUACUGCACAAUAUGAUAGUAGAAAAUGAACGCAAUGGAUACACUCAGUAUGAUACAUCAGAGUUUGAAGAAGGAGAGUCGAGUAGAAGUUCACAGGUGGAUAUGUCAUAUUAUCCGAUGCCUUCAAAUCUCCGUACUAUGCUUGACAUACGAAGUCGUGUGCGUGACCCGCACAUACAUAGACAAUUGAAAUAUGAUUUGAUUCAAAAUAUUUGGAACAAAUUUGGUAAUGAUGAAGAUGUUUAAUUAUUGUAUGUUUACAAUUUGUUUUUCAAUAAAUGAAAAUUUUAAAUUUCAAAUUUUAAAAUUUUAAAUUUCAAAUUUUAAAAUUUAAAAUUUCAAAUUUUAAAAUUUUAAAUUUCUAAGAUUAACAAAAAAAAAAAAAAAUUUAAGGAUUCCAUAUUGGAUAACACCAUUGGACCUAUAAAUUAAGUUAAGAGUCCUUAACUAUUGAAAAAAAAAAUUAUAUAUUAUAAUAUACCUAAGGAUUCCAAUGGUGGGUAACGCCAUUAGACAUGCUCUAACAAUGACGUUUUUAAUUUUUUUUUGAGAAUGUAAGCAUUUAAUUAAAUUUCAAAUGAAAUAAUGGUGCAUGAGACGCAUUUAUAAAUAGCGCCACGCGGACGCCGCCGAGGCUCUCUCCUCCGCCAACUUCAGAUUUAUUCGGAUCUUAGGUUUUACGUCCACCUGAAUCUAUUGUUGUGCACAAUUCUGAUAAGGAGGAGGAGCCAGAUGCUGAUGGAGGAUAGUCAAAGCUUGGCCUCCAAAGCUAUUGGGACGCUGCUUAUUCCGGUGAGCUCACUAAUUUCAGGGAGCAUGGCUAUGCCGGCGAAGUUUGGUAACGACUCCUUCGUUUAGAGAGAGAGGAUCCUUGGAAGUUGAUUUAACUUCUUUCAUUUUUUCUUAUGGUAACAUUAGGUUUGGAGAUGAUGUGAUGGCAAUUGUUACUUGUUGGACAAAAGAUUUGUGCAUUGAUAUUUCUUAAAAGUCAAAAGGAGAUGUCUGUUUAUGACAACGGUGAGGUGAAUGAUAAGUAUUUGUCUUGCUGGAAUGUGCUUGGCCUUGGUACCGGUAAUGGCUUAGUCUUUCAUCAACUUGAGGGCUGAGCUUCUAAUAUUCUUUAUUUCAUGCUCUGGCGUUUAAUUGCUCAACUAUGUCUUGUUACUAUAAGGUUUGUGAAAGAGAUGAUUUUCAUUAUACGUAAGGUGUCUACAUUUAUACAAGAAUAGAGAGAGUAAGUAAGUAAAGAUAAUAUUAUGUAUUUACAUUGAGAUAUACGAUUGCGUUAAUGUCGCCAAUCAUAUACUCUUGAGUAUCUAUAAUAUGCCCCCUCAAGAUGGAGGUGGUU
Messenger RNA from Brassica napus (rape), 7986 nucleotides. Its product is annotated as paraxanthine methyltransferase 1-like. Gene Ontology annotation, molecular function: S-adenosylmethionine-dependent methyltransferase activity. The coding region runs from base 74 to 1138 and encodes 354 amino acids. The transcript is spliced from 4 exons. Gene Ontology annotation, biological process: methylation. NCBI's taxonomy places the organism in Eukaryota, Viridiplantae, Streptophyta, Magnoliopsida, Brassicales, Brassicaceae. The record is from RefSeq and is a predicted model, not a curated record.